Molecule: messenger RNA, 1807 nt
Organism: Chiloscyllium plagiosum (whitespotted bambooshark)
Lineage: Eukaryota; Metazoa; Chordata; Chondrichthyes; Orectolobiformes; Hemiscylliidae
Gene: cunh5orf22
Product: chromosome unknown C5orf22 homolog
Source: RefSeq, a predicted model, not a curated record
GGACAAAACUGUAACAUGAAGGUAGCAGCUGGUUGGAAGGUGACGCCCUGCAGCAUUGAGGCGGAGGGAGCGGUUCCCCCGCGGAACUCAGCGCCGGUUGCAUUUGUUUCAGGCCGGCGGGUUUACGGCGCUGGACUCGCUUUCCUCCAAUCAGAGGGAGAGGGGGCGGGGGGACGAGGUCCGCCCCCGGAUUUGCUUCCCCCGGAGACUCUGCGGUCACGGGGAGAGGGGCUGGAGCUGCCCCCGUUACCGGGAGCCAUGAGCGGGGCCGCCAGCUCCUUGCGCCGCUACCCCCAGCUCCCGGUCUGGGUGGUGGAGGACCAUCAGGAUGUGGUACCGUUCAUCUAUCGAGCGAUUGGUUCAAAGCAUUUGCCAAUUGAAAAUAUUGCUCUGGUUCACCUGGAUUCACACCCAGAUCUUCUCAUCCCAGUUGACAUGUUAGCUGACAGUGUUUUUGAUAAGGAGUUACUUUUUGGAGACCUGAGCAUUGAGAACUGGAUCAUGCCUGUUGUUUACGCUGGCCAUUUCUCUGAUGUCUUUUGGCUUCACCCUCUCUGGGCCCAGCAGAUCACCGAUGGGAAGCACCACUUCUUUGUUGGUAGAGAUUCAUCAACGAAAACCAUCAGGGUUACAAGUGGCGAGAGCUACUUUCUGAGUGAUGGACUGUACGUAUCGGAAAGUCUGCUGGAGAACAGGAAGCAGUUAGGAUUACAGGUCAUUCCAAUAGACCCAGGUGAGCAGAGCAGAGAUGGCUGUGAAGAACUGGAGGAAAUCAGAACAUCAGCCGCCAAGAAACCAAAAAUGGAGCAGUUAACCAACAUAGAAGGGAUGCCCGGGGCUCUGUGUGCCUCCUCAUCCAAAGAGAACAAUCCACCAUCUAAGUACGGAUCUGAUGAUAACAACAUUUGUCCAGUUACACACUCCACAACUGACAGACACACACAGGAAACCAGUCCAACCCCCACAGCAGCAACAAGUGCUCAGACUGUGCAACAGGAGAAGGAAAUGGUUAAGGAUCUUCUUCAUGUCUUGGACAAAAGAGAUGCCUUCAUCCUGGAUAUUGACUUGGAUUUCUUUUCAGUUAAAAAUCCCUUCAAAGAAAUGUACACCAAGGAGGAAUAUGAAAUUCUUAAACAGUUGUACAGUUUUAACAAACCUGAUCGGGAAGACUCUGAGGAGGCCUUGAUCGAUUGUGUGGAGGCUCGCACAAGACAGUUGGAAGAUAUGGAAGCUGCAUUUGCAGAUUUGUGUGAAGAUGAUAGCGAAGAAAGUGUACAGAAGUGGGCAGCAAUCCCUGGCCUGGAAAAACUCACUCAGCUUGUGCUUAGCCUUAAGGAGAGACUGGGAACACCUGACUAUGAAAUGGUUCACCAGGCGGGGCUAACGUGUGAUUAUUCGGAACUUCCGCACCACAUUAGCACUGAGGAAGAGAUAAACAAACACAUGGCUGCUGUAAAACGGUUACUUAAAGUUUUGCCCAGGCCAACUCUCAUUACUAUUGCAAGGUCCAGUCUAGAUGAUUACUGUCCACCUGAACAGGUAGACUCUAUUCAAGAGAGGAUGUUAAAGGUACUACAUUGUUGCUAUGGGUCGUUAGACGUCCAUUUGGAAUACUGAAUUUUGUCAGAUGCUAUGUCCCUCUGUCUGAACCAGAGAGUGCGUACAGCCUUCAGUCUCAUUUCCAGAAGAGAGCAUCAAAAUAGGAGCAGGAGGAGGCCAUUCGCCUCACCAUGAUUCAAGUCGAUCCUGGGCUUCAACUCCACGUUCUAAAGAGAAUUUUAUUUAAUAAAUUAUAAUUUUAAUGACA